AUGGCUAGUGGGCUUGAAACUAUUGCUGUCAAAAUAAACAAUGUAACUAUGGAAGAGCUAUUUCCAAAAAAGACAUUUGCAACUCAUCUUUUUAGUACAGUAAUAGCAACUGCUGGCUUAGUAACAGUACGCUUUCUCAUAAGGUACACUCACUCAAACAGACUGAUACCAGCGAAAAUAUCAAAUAUGGAAUCAAAAUCGAGGGAAAUCCGACGAGCAUGUUGUGAGUUUCUUGAAUUAAUUCUUCGUCUUUGGCCCGCUCACACACUUGAAAAACAGGUUGCAAACCUGCAACAAGCUCUGAGGAAAGGAAUGUAUGAUGCAGACAGUGAAGCUCGGCAGUGUUCCCGUAGGGCUUUCUGGCAUUUCCGGCUCCAUUUUCAUGAAAAUGCUGAGCAGAUAUUAAACUCACUGGAUAGUACACAUAAGAAAGCUCUUAAUCUUGAAAUGGGAAUGUCAAAUUCAAACAAUAUAGCAGACCAGCAAGGAGGAAGAGGAGGUAGGCUGGCAGCUGGAAGUGACUUUCCAAGAGGUCGAACUGUUGCAGCUCCCAGUGCAGCCAGUUGUUUUCUACCACACAUGGUACACGUAUUUCGUGUGGACUCCUUUCAGACAUCUCUGUGUGAACUAGCAGCAUUUCAUCUGACAGUGUCUGAUAAGUACUCAGAUGUGAUAUGUUUCAUUUAUCAAAUGAGUGAUGAUCCACUUUCCAGCAUUUUAAUCAUUUCAUUUUCUGUUGAAUCAAGUAGUCUUCCGAAAUCUUCCUUACUUGGUGUGUACUGCAAAUAUGAUUGUCAUUUGAGGGAGUUAAAUUGUAUGACGUUGGGCUCUGAUAUGCUGCAUCAUUGUUUAAGCCAGUUGUCACAACCCAUCUGUGUGGAAUGUUGCCAAAUACCAGACAUGAAUAAAGUGCUGACCAUUUUUCAUACACUAAAUAUCCCGGAGACGCUAGAAAGCUACAGAACACAAAAACUACAGCUGGAUGUAAUUCAGAAUCAAAAAAUUGACAGUGAACAUCCAAAACUGUAUGUUUCCAGUACUGUGCAUUCUGAUAUUGUAUUUUUCCUUGUUGGAGUCUCAUUGUUGUGUGAUUCACUAAAUGUGAUACUUGCAGAUGGUAACCAGGAAACAUUCCAUUUAUCUCGAAAAGCUUUAAACGGAUCACCACGUCGAGGUUCAGCUCCUGGCCCAUCAGCACUCCGGUCUAAUAGUGCUAUUGAUCUGCAGGCAGCCCAACGUGCCAAGGCAAGAGCACAGUAUGCUGCUUUAGCUCGACAUAAAGUAGGAUCUGGGGCGUCUCUUCCUCGGCCAGGAAAGAAAGCUGCAGACUCAUCUGGCAUGUCCACAAGUGUUAUAACAUCUCCAGAAAGAUUGGGCAGAACAAGGAGUCGGAUGUCAAAUGUAUCUCAGUCCCAACCUACAAGCCGCUCAGGGUCUCCGUCUUCCAGACUAAGUUAUGCUACCUUUUCAACUACAAACAGAGAAACAGGACAUGAUGGCAGACAAUGUAGACCAUCCGGCAUCCCUCUCUCGACAGGACCUAGUCGUGAAGCUAGCAGAGAGACUUCGCCAAGUCGUUACUCUUUAAAUCUACUUGAUCGCUCAUUUGGCUCAAAAUUGAGAGGGAGGUCUGGACAUAUUGGCAAUGUGAGUGAUCGCCAAGGACAGUCCCGACCAGUGAUGGCCCAAAAAAUAUUACAACAGAGUCGGGAAGCUGAGUCUGCACUAGCUGAUGCCUUGACAUUCGACUCAGUUGACGGAAAUGAAGUUGGCAGCCGAGUACCACUCAGCCGCAAGGCAUACAGAUCGUUUGAUGAUCAUUCAGAUGACAGUGAGACAUCCAGUGUGUGUUCAGAGCGAUCUCUUGAUUGCUACAGGAGGUCUGGUGAUAUGUUCUGUUCUAAUAAUGAGAUGGUGUGUAAUUUGCAAACUCGACGUAUAUGUGAUAGGUUACUUGAAGUCUAUGCAAAUUUGACUGAAAUUCUUUCAUUUCAUUAUAAUGAACAGUUUUUGUCAUUGGAGUGCGAUCCCCCCACCCACUACUUCCAUGCCCCAAUGUGUCAAGCAUGUUGCUCCAUAAAAGCGUAUCAAAAAUCUAAUUUGUUUUUGUUUUUGGAGUAUUUGGGUCGAAGCGAGCUUCGAGUAUCACCUUUUGGUACUCAGUGUCACGAGACACUUAACAGGGUUGUAUCUUUCAUCAUAACACACUACCACUACACCACCAGCAGUGUCACUGCCAUUAAUCAUUACUGCUUUGAAGAACCAUCUUCCAUGGCACACAGUUUUUUUAAAUCCAUUGAUGAUGCCACAACUUUAAGUGUCACAAUUUUAAAAUUUGACAGAAAUAAUAAAAAAGACCCAUUUGAGUAUACUUGUGCAGUCCUGUCACAGGUCUUCAGUAUGUUUCUGGAUACUCUAAAUGAACUAAUUCUAGCACAUAAAGAUGAUUUACAUGAUUGGAUAUACAUUCUGCUUACACGUCUCAUGAAUAAACUUGGUGGAGAUUUGCUGGGUUCAAUCCAAAAUAAAAUACACAAGUCAUUAUCUAUUGUAAGGGAAUCAUUUCCACUGGAACUCCAAAUGAAUGCAAUUAUAAGGUUCCUGGUUGAUCAGACUCAAACACCCAAUUCUAAAGUUAAAGUAGCUGUUCUUCAAUACUUGGCCCAGCUUGCAUCCUAUAUGGAUGCCUCAUCCUUUAACCCAGGUGCCCGAGAAGCAGCUGCAGCUUUAGCCAAAGUAAUCAGUUGGACAAAUGAUCAGAAAUCAGCUGAAAUCAGAAAAGCCGCUCAGAACGCUCUAAUUGCAUUAUUCAACCUGAAUACACCUCAGGUGACAAUGAUUUUGUCAUCACUGUCUCCAGAUUACCAGGAAACAGCAGCAAGCCUUGUAAAUAGCCAUGUAAGGCGCAGUAGCACAGGAAGUUCGCCCCCAUCACCAUCACCACAUGUUCAGUCUCCAGCAACUCCACAGUCUAGGCCUUCUCUGGAGAUGGAUGAGGGAAGUCUCAAUCCAGAAGAAGUGUACAGGUCACUCCACAGAACAACCACAGAAAUACAGAAUUAUAGUUUUGAUGGUGGCCUCAGUUCUGUGAAAAUGCUGGAUAAGGAACGAGAAACUACAUCACACGAUUCUGGCAUCAGUCAGAUGUCUUGCGGUAUGGAGAAAUUAGAAGAACAAAUGGAACAUCUUCUGUCAAUUAGUAGAGAACCUACAAAUUUGGAUGGCCAAGAUUCAGAUCAAGAUUACAAGAAUAUGCCAUCGGCAGCUCUAGUAGAAGAAAACUGUCAAAUUGUGCAGAAUGUUAUUGACACUUUAAAAGUUGAUGAUGAAGGAAAUGCAAAAGUAUCUGAGCAAGACAGUAAGAAAGCACUUUCUCAGUUAAAACACCUAAUAAAAUCUGGAGCUGUUGGUAUCAUAGUCUAUAAUUUCAAGGUUCUAUUAAGGGUUCUGGUAUCACAGUUGGCACUACCUCACUCUCCAGUGAAGACGUACAUUUUAAAUGUGCUACACGAUAUCAUCAAAGACCCAACUGUGAGACAUUGUUUUAAUAUGUACGUAGAGUUAAUCGUGCUGCGAACGCUAACAGCUUACAGUGACCCGUGUAAAGAGGUGUCGAAAGCAGCUGAGCACUGCAUUUCAGCUAUUGGAAAAUCACUGCCUCCUGAACAACUCAUUAAUGUAGUUUGUCCAUUGAUAAAAACAGGAGAUCUUCCAAUGAAUUUGGGAGCUAUAAAAAUAUUAACUCGGGUCAUUGAACACACUACGCAAGAUAUUUUAGAACCACAUCUGAAAGAAAUAAUGGAAAGUCUCGUCAAAGCAUAUGAUAACGAAGAAAGUUCUGUGAGGAAAUCUGCUGUAUUUUGUAUGGUUGAAUUACACGGUAUUGUUGGAGAGGCAGUUUUGCAACCGCAUUUAGCUAGCUUAAACAAUAGUAAGCUGAAACUUCUUCACCUGUAUAUCAAACGAUCGCACCAUGGUGGUUCGAGUGGCAUCACUUCACCAAAAACCACAACGUCGUGAAACUUUUAAUACUCGUUAAUUUUGGCUUUAAUGUAUUCUAUCAUUCCAGUGCUUGUCAAUUUUUUUAACGAAACAGAGUUUUCCAGUUAUUAAAGCCCAAAAAUAAACAGUA
Schistocerca serialis cubense is the source of this 4132-nucleotide messenger RNA. RefSeq names its product CLIP-associating protein 2-like. The coding region runs from base 1 to 4020 and encodes 1339 amino acids. Gene Ontology annotation, biological process: mitotic spindle assembly. The transcript is spliced from 30 exons. Gene Ontology annotation, cellular component: mitotic spindle; spindle microtubule; microtubule organizing center. Gene Ontology annotation, molecular function: microtubule binding. The record is from RefSeq and is a predicted model, not a curated record. Lineage: Eukaryota; Metazoa; Arthropoda; Insecta; Orthoptera; Acrididae.